AGGAAAAACUACUCCUGAAGAGUAAAUAAGUAAUAACCAUAUAGUAACUUUUUUGAAAAUCAUAUGUUCGAAAAAAGAGCGUGGAAAGGGAAGAAAGUAAGAAAGGAAGAAUUCGUGAAGAAGCGGUGGCCGAAUUCAACAACUGAAGAGUAAUACAGGAGUAUUACUCAGAAAUCCCAGAAGAAAUUUCAGCUCAAAAUAGUGAAAGAUGAAGAUGACCUGGAAGAAAAACGUUAACGACAGCAGGAACAAGACCCGAAAACGCCCUAUUUCUUCUAAUCCAAACCUUCCGUUUGAAGAUGUUAAUCCUGCAGCAGAGCCGCUGAACGAAUGCGAAUUGCUCGCAAAAGGCGGCGUACCCGACAAGAACAUCAGGAUUAGUGAUGAGGAAGCAGAGGAAAGGAGGAAACUUGCUGGAGAAUUUGAAGCUCAAGGAAAUAAUCUUGCUGAGGAAGGAAAAUAUCGUGAAGCACUUGUCAAAUGGGAAGCUGCGAUAACGUUGGUGCCUGAGAAAGCUAUUUUGCACGAACAGAAAGCUCAGGUUCUACUUGAACUUGGAGAAGCAUGGAAUGCUUUGAAGGCUGCAACUCGAGCUAUGGAAUUGGACCCCGGAUGGGCUGAGGCAUGGAUUACUCUCGGAAGAGCCCAGUUAAAUUUUGGAGAGCCUGAUCUCGCCAUUGAAUCUUUUGACAAAGCUUUGGAUAUUAAGCCCGAUUCUGUGGAGGCAAAAGAGGAUAGGCAAGCUGCAUCACAUCAUGUGCAGAGGAGAAAACAGCUUCAUUCAACUGGUUUGAGCUCAGCUGAAAAUCGUUUUCUCGUUGGAGAUCAAGGCUGAAAGCCUUCGGCCUUGUGGCCGCUGCGUACGUGUACAUGUAGAUGUGUUCUGAUUUUGCUUUACUUUCACUACACAGUGUUUUCUUGGAUUAUCGCAUAAGCCAUGAUUGGUUUCCAUGUCUUUUACAAGCUUUUUAUCUGGGCUUGUAUAAUACUUCUACAUUACAUCAAUUUCUUAGAAAUCUGGGGAA
Salvia miltiorrhiza (redroot sage) is the source of this 1025-nucleotide messenger RNA. RefSeq lists its product as uncharacterized. The transcript is spliced from 5 exons. Lineage: Eukaryota; Viridiplantae; Streptophyta; Magnoliopsida; Lamiales; Lamiaceae. Bases 209 to 835 code for a protein of 208 amino acids. Gene Ontology annotation, molecular function: protein binding. The record is from RefSeq and is a predicted model, not a curated record.